AUGCUCGAGCGCGCUGUUCGGUGUAUCGAGAAUGCUAGCCAGCAUGUCUAUCUCGGUUCCAAGCACACGUUUAGGUCCAGACGAACCCUACAUCCGAGAUUCUGGAACUGCAAUACCGAGGAUUCCGCAAUAUCCCUUUUAUAUUUCUACAUCGUCCAGUCUCCAUCCGGAAAGUCUUCUUCGGGACACGACAAUGAUGCCCCAUACGUCGAAACGGCGUCCUCGUCGACACCUCUCGAAUUCCUCUACCCUCCCAAAACCCGAUUGUUCGCUCGUACCUACACCACCUCCGAACCGAAGAGAAACGUCAGUCAAGGCAGAAGGAAACGAAAUCUAUCCAGGCCUUACUCGUCUUCGGCUAGCAGGUGUCUUCCCGAAGAAUCACUAGAGGUUGACAACCCACCAGUGGACGAUGCGGAUUUAGAGGAGACCCCAAAGGACCUUCAGACGUUCCUUUCAGAGAAAGGUCCACAAGAUUAUGGUGCCGCAUGGGGGCUCUACAGGUCCAGUGGGUCUCCUGAAGGUGUAGAGUCCGAACUCUUAUCCUACCUCUCUGAUUCACAGGAUCCUCGAGAUUUUCAGCGUUGUCAACUUCUUUUCGAACUAAUUUCUCCCUCGUGCCGAAGUGAAAGUGAUUAUUUAAGUGCAGCAAAGGUUGCUUUGAAUAUUAAAAGCCGAGACUAUAAAUCUUUCGCCUUAGAGAUAUGUCAGGAAGCAUCUUCGCGGGGGAAAACACAAUGCUGGCACUAUGCCUUCAUAGGUCUUGUGGAUGAGAUGGAUUGGGAAAAUGCUCUUCGGCUUUGGGAGAUAAAACCUGAUUCUUUGGCCUAUAAGUUACAAUUCCCAGAGGCGCCACAAUCGAAAUUCCUGGCGAGCCGCCUACUCACGCUCCUGAAGAAUAUCCAACCCUACGAAACCAAAGACGCCAUGGAAAUGGCACGCUAUAUGCUUCGAGUUGUCCUGUCGCACGAUAAGGUAAUGAUGAACGUGCCGGUGAAAGAAUUGUUGAGCAUCUUCGAAAGCUCCAUCAAACUUAAGCUGUUUGACCGCUGUGAUUACAUCAAAGCUAUCAAUACUUUACGUUCCUCAGACAUCAGAUCGGCAAACGGACGCUCAAUUAUGGUAUACCGCAAUUUCCGCUGGCGCAUGCCCGAAGAGAUUCCGCCUCAAGGAAUGAUCACUAGGCUAUUGCGCAUGUUGUGCGAGAUAGAAGUCUUGGAAGGCGUCGAUUAUCUCCUGGGUGAACAUCGUCUGCACUACGGUAUACCGUCGAAAUUGGACUACCACGGUGCCCUAACGGUGUCUGCAAGGCUUGGUGAAACUUCGACAACCAUGCGUUUUUAUAAUGACUACUCGGCAGACUACGGUAAGGCGGUUUCAACGGAGAUAUUAACGCCACUUCUCUAUGUUCAUGCAAGGACCGGCGAUGUGAAAGGAACACAAAAAUGGUUUGAUUAUGUCUCCGGGCUCGGGAUCAGGCCAAAGAUUCAGUAUUGGAAUAUUCUUCUUACUGCAUAUUCCAAAAAUAAGGAUUUAGAAGGAGCCUUUCGCAUAUUCCGACAGAUGCUCAAGGCUGGUAUAGCGCCUGACUCAAUCAGCUUUACUAUUUUGAUGGGUUUGUCUGCAGGUCGUGGUGAUACUAAUGCCGUCUUGGAUUUGUUUGACAUGGCCAAACGGAAUGGGGUUCGUCUGUCUCGCUCAAUGUUCGACACUAUCGUGCAAGUACUUUGCAAGCACAGAAGGUUCAUCGACGCUGAGAUAGCGGCUGAGGAAGCCACAUCCGUCUUCCCAGCCAACACCAUGACUAGAACCUGGAAUAUCCUCUUGUGGAAUUACGCAUACACCAUCGAUAUGAGCUCCAUGUCAAGGAUACAAAAUCGAAUGCGGGAAGCAGGAAUUCGAUUUGACGGCAUGACUUAUGCUGCCCUGAUGUCUAGCCUUGUGCGCGUCGGCCAGACCGAUUCUGCACGUAAGGUCCUGGGGGUUUUACACAAAAACCACGAAAUUCACCUAACACCUUUCCAUUAUGCUAUUCUUCUCCAUGGUUACGCACAAGAAAAGAACCGUGACAUGGUCCAAGUUUUAUAUCUUGAGAUGAUGGAGCGGUUCAGUAAAGUUGGUCUGAGUGGAACGCUUGCCAUGUUCAAAUCUGAAAUCGAUCGUGAUAUCCGACGAGCUCGCGAAACAAUGGGCGGUGCAUCUGGUGGAAAAUUUAUUCUUCCCCACGCAGAGGAGCUUCUCAAAUCCGCUAUUGAAAACCUUGGUACAAAAGACUUCAGCACCAAACAGCCGCAACCUGGUGCUCACGGGCGUUCGCUUCGUGAGGCCUUUCCUACGGUAUUUUAUGAGCAUCUUAUUAGAGCCUAUGGACAAAAGAAUGAGGGCCAAAGAGUCGGAGAGCUGUUUUUGGAGUUCUCGGAAAAAUCGAGGACCACGCUUUCCGAUCGCCUACCCCAUUCCCCUGUGAUUCUCCAUGCUCUAAUGGUUAAUUAUCUUUCAAAAAACAAGCAUUAUGAGGUCAAGAAAUGCUUUGAGGCCGCUCUUACCCAUACCCUCCAGCGCUCUCGUGGCGUCAACAUCAAGACAGCACUAUCUCGUCCAACCGGGACUUCCACACCGCUUAACAGGAGCGCUGAACAUCCAUCUGAGGUUUCAUAUUACGACGAUAUGCCAACUGUUCUGCCUUUCCAUCGCUUUGAUCUUUCUCACUGUAUUUCAACAUAUAUGCAAUCUCUGGCAUCUCAAAACCAGCAAUCAAAAAUUAUAGAUGUUGUGGCGCAGGUUGAAAAGUUUGGCUUCGCACUCAGCACCCAUAACUGGUCCCUCUACGUUAAUAUCCUCUGCCUCUCACAGGAUCCAGCGGCGCAAACCCAGGCGUUCAGUAUUUUCGAAGACAAGUUUAUGCCUAAUUACCCUGGUUGGAGGUAUAUACAACGUGGAUACGCCCUGCGCCCGGAAGGUGCACAUAUGGAAAUGGAUCUUAUGGAGGGAACCUUUCGCCGUGGGAAGCCAGGACGCAUGAUGGGACGAAAAGGUCGUGCGCUUUGGGCAAAAGUCCAGCCGGAUUAUAUGCAGCCUACUUAUCUCAAUAUACUCCACCUUGCAUGCGCCUUGAUUGAUUUCAGAUCACGGUCGAUUACAGAUGGAGGGUCUGAGAUGCGUCAUCUAUUUUCAAAGGCCCCAGAGACUUACACUGCCGUUGCAACAAUUCCCUAUUUGGAAGAUAAAUUCCAAAACAUCCUCCGUCAAUACAAGUCCGACCAGGCAAAUGUGGAUAGAAAUCCAAAUGCCAAUAUUCGAAAUAAUGAAGUUUGGACUGGAGGUGUUCUGGGAGAAGGUGGCGAGCGAAUCAACACCGGUGUGGUGCCGCCCAUUCCCAAGGACGACGUCGAAAAUGCUGAAGAAGGCGAAGAAGGAGAAGACUACCUUGAAGACUAUAUUGAAACUACCGAAGAAGAAGACAGCGACCCUGAAGCUGAAGGAGAUCCUUCUGAGAUGCCUGGAGGACCGGAAUAUUUUGUAACAACGGAACCCGAAUCCCCCUUGUUAGAAUCGCUGUUGGCUGAAGAUAUGUCCCGCAGGAUGGGCAUGGAGAUGUUCGAACAGUCAGAUAUGAAUCCCUCAGCGGAGCGGACCCUGAGCCCUGAAGAUGAGUGGGAUUUGGAUAACGAAAGCCUCCUCUCUACACAGGCGAAAACAGAGUCGGAGCAAUAA
Messenger RNA from Arthroderma uncinatum, 3714 nucleotides. RefSeq lists its product as uncharacterized. Bases 1 to 3714 code for a protein of 1237 amino acids. Gene Ontology annotation, molecular function: protein binding. The transcript has a single exon. The record is from RefSeq and is a predicted model, not a curated record. Lineage: Eukaryota; Fungi; Ascomycota; Eurotiomycetes; Onygenales; Arthrodermataceae.